Molecule: messenger RNA, 1290 nt
Organism: Selaginella moellendorffii
Lineage: Eukaryota; Viridiplantae; Streptophyta; Lycopodiopsida; Selaginellales; Selaginellaceae
Product: short-chain dehydrogenase TIC 32, chloroplastic
Exons: 8
Coding region: 49-1014 (321 amino acids)
Source: RefSeq, a predicted model, not a curated record
GCCGUCUCGGGAUCAAAGUCACAAGUCUGUGCAAGCAAUCCAGGAAUCAUGGGCGUGAUAAGCUACUUCACAGGAUACCGCGGCGCUACAGGCUUUGGAUCGGGAGCUACAGCCGAGAAAGUUGCAAAGGGGAUUUCUCUGGAAUCCAAAGUGGUAAUCGUCACAGGGGCUACCUCCGGAAUUGGGUUUGAGACUGCCAGAGUUCUCGCCAAGCACGGUGCACACGUUGUUAUCCCAGCCAGGAAGCUACAGAACGCUGAAGCAGCCAAGUCCAAGAUCCAACGCGAAUUCCCUAAUGCAAGGGUCACUGUUCUUGAGUUGGAUCUGAGCUCUCUCAAGUCGGUCAGGAAAUUUGUCGACGACUUCAACGCUCUAAAUCUCCCGCUCCACAUCCUCAUAAACAAUGCUGGGAUGACGGCCAAUAACUUCCAGCUCUCACCGGAUGGCUUGGAGCUCGAUUUCGCGACAAACCAUAUGGGUCCGUUUUUGCUCACUGAGCUGCUGUUGGACAAGAUGAUCCAGACUGCAUCUCAAACUGGAGUGCAAGGUCGGAUUGUCAUGGUGGCGUCUGAAGGACACAGAUAUGUUCCAAAAGGCGGGAUUGAGUUUGACAAGCUGAAUGAUAAGAACAGCUUCCAAUGGAUUACUAGCUACGGAAGAUCAAAACUGGCCAACAUACUGCAUACCAGGGAGUUAGCAAGCCGCUUGAAGGAGAAGGGUGCCAACGUGACUGUAAAUUCACUUCAUCCUGGAACUAUCAAGACGAACCUUGGAAGAGAUUUCAACCAGACUUCAGCUAAGCUGCUUCUCUUCCUUGCGAGCCCACUUUGCAAAUCCAUCCCGCAGGGCGCUGCUACAACCAUGCUUCUUGCGGUCCAUCCUUGCAUGGAGGGCGUGAGUGGAAAGUACUACUUGGAUUGCAACGAAGCGGAUUGCACCCCUCAUGCCAAGGACAUGAAGUUGGCUGCAGAGCUGCGGACUUUUAGUGAGGAGUUUAUCAAGUCUCAUCCUUGAGUUACAUUAAUUUUCUUUCAAAGUUUUGGCCUGCGUUUAUUUUUGAAUGAGGAGCUUUUACAACUUCCUUCUACAUCAGUUGACUCUGAGUCUGGACCAUUUUGACGGCAAACCAGUGAAGUGAACGGGCCAGGAAAAGUGUGGCAAUGAAGCAAGGUGACGACAACGACGGUAGAGACGUAUUUCUGUUGCGCCUCACUCAUCAGGCAUGCUUAUUAUACCUUUUGGAUUCAUGCUUCUUAAACACCAUUUCAUGGAAUCUCCGUACUUAUGGUU